UUCCCUAGUUCCUGGUUCGCCGGCGGCCAUUUUGGGUGGAAGCGAUCACUGAGUGGCGGCGGCUGCUGAUUGUGUUCCAAGGGUCGGAGCGGGGUCGACGUUUGUUCUACCGGAACAGCUUAGCUCACUCCUUCCCUUCCAUAACCCGUGGCGCGGAGAGUCGGGGCGGCGGCUGCGUCAGCAAGGGCGGUGGCGGCGGCGGCAGCUGCAGUGACAUGUCCAGCAUGAAUCCCGAAUAUGAUUAUUUAUUCAAGUUACUUCUGAUUGGCGAUUCUGGAGUUGGAAAGUCUUGCCUCCUCCUUAGGUUUGCAGAUGAUACAUACACGGAAAGCUAUAUCAGCACAAUUGGUGUGGAUUUCAAGAUACGAACUAUAGAGUUAGACGGGAAAACAAUCAAACUUCAGAUAUGGGACACAGCAGGCCAGGAACGAUUUCGAACAAUCACCUCCAGUUACUACAGAGGAGCCCAUGGCAUCAUAGUUGUGUAUGAUGUGACAGAUCAGGAGUCCUUUAAUAAUGUUAAACAGUGGCUGCAGGAGAUAGAUCGCUAUGCCAGUGAAAAUGUCAACAAGUUGUUGGUAGGGAACAAAUGUGACUUGACCACAAAGAAAGUAGUAGACUACACAACAGCAAAGGAAUUUGCCGAUUCCCUUGGAAUUCCAUUUUUGGAAACCAGUGCUAAGAAUGCAACGAAUGUAGAACAGUCUUUCAUGACGAUGGCCGCUGAGAUUAAAAAGCGAAUGGGUCCUGGAGCAACAGCUGGUGGUGCAGAGAAGUCCAAUGUUAAAAUCCAGAGCACUCCAGUCAAGCAGUCAGGUGGAGGUUGCUGCUAAAAUUUGCCUCCGUCCUUUUCUCACAGCAAUGAAUUCGCAAUCUGAACCCAAGUGAAAAACAAAAUUGCCUGAAUUGUACUGUAUGUAGCUGCACUACAACAGAUUCUUACCGUUUCCACAAGGUCAGAGAUUGUAAAUGGUCAAUACUGACUUUUUUUUUAUUCCCUUGACUCAAGACAGCUAACUUCAUUUUCAGAACUGUUUUAAACCUUUGUGUGCUGGUUCAUAAAAUAAUGUGUGUAAUCCUUGUUGCUUUCCUGAUACCAGAUUGUUUCCCGUGGUUGGUUAGAAUUUAUUUUGUUUUGAUGUUUAUAUUGGCAUGUUUUAGAUGUUGGGUUUAGUCUUCUGAAGAUGAAGUUCAGCCAUUUUGUAUCAAACAGCACAACCAGUGUCUGUCAAUUUCCAUGCAUAAAGUUUAGUGAGAUGUUCUAUGUAAGAUCUGAUUUGCUAGUUCUUCCUUGUAGAGUUAUAAAUGGAAAGAUUACACUAUCUGAUCAAUAGUUUCUUCAUACUCUGCAUAUAAUUUGUGGCUGCAGAAUAUUGUAAUUUGUUGCACACUAUGUAACAAAACUGAAGAUAUGUUUAAUAAAUAUUGUACUUAUUGGAAGUAAUAUCAAACUGUAUGGUGAUAAGUAUUGUUUUAAUUCUUAUGGUUAAAGGGAAAUAGAGGUUUGCAUUAUACUCAACAGCCAUUUGUGUGUGCAGCAAGGGCACUGUAGACCUAUCUUAUAGCACAGCAUCCAGUGUUUGCUUUCUAGUAAUAGACCUGCUAAGUGACCUAGAGAAGCUUCUGUGCUGUGUAGAUUGAACCAGCUUCAUUGGUUCAAGGAGCUCAAACUGUAUGGAAAACAAGUUUAGAAUGUACGCUCCCUACGCUUCAUCUCCAGUCCUAAAACCAUCUGAAGUGGCUUCACUGGCAACACUUUUUCAUGUGUCUGUGGUAGAGCUGGAGAGCAGCACAUGCUUCCUUCCGCACAGCAGCGACCUGGUAAAAUGUGCUGGUGCUCCCUCCAUGCUCUGAGUCAGAUGUCACACAUUAUUAUUAUUGUUAUUUUUGCUUUUGGAGACAGGGUUUCUCUGUGUAGUCCUGGCUGUCCUGGAACUUACUGUGUGAACCAGGCUGACCUCGAACUCAGGGAUCCACCUGUCUCUGCCUCCAAAGUGCUGGGAUUAAAGGCAUGCACCAGCAUGCCUGGCUUUUUCUGUUUUUUUUUGUUUUUUUUUUUUUUUGUUGUUGUUUUUUUUUUUUGAGACAGAGUCUCACUAUGUAACCCUUACUGGCCUGGAAGUUAGUAUGUGCAACAAACUGAUCCCUCACAGAGACCCACCUGCCUUUUCUUCCCAAAUGGUGGGAUUAAAGGCAUGUACUACAAUACCCAGACUACACCGUUUUUUUUGAGACAGUGUCUCAUGUAGCUCAAGAGGCCUCAAAAUCACUUGUAACCAAGGAUGGCCUUGAACUCCUGAUCCUCCUGCCUCCACUUCCAGGUGUCAACUUUUUAUUCUUUCCAAUUGUAUAACUCAUGUUGGAGGAGAGUUUAAGCAUUAGAAUAGAAAGCAGGAAAUGUUGAUUGCCCUAAUUGUAGAAAUUCUAUCUCCUGAAAAUUAACUCAAAACAUGAACGGUAGAUGGGAAUGAUGAGAGAAUAAUAUAUUUCGGUGAAAUUUUUGCAUGUGUGAAAGUUUUGUUAACUAGGAACUUUGAGAUCCUAGACUUUGCUUUUGUCUUACAGUGGGAAACAAAGUCUCUUAGGGACACUAGCAUUUAAGGUGACAGAGGUCAGAGAUUGUUUCCUUCGGUUUAAGCAGCAGCCAAACAUUCUUCAAUUGGGGGCUUAGGAUGUGGCUGUUGACAACACAUUUUAUUAUGGGGUCUUUAAUGAUAAAAUAUUAAGCUAAAAAUAAGUCAAAAAUUACAGGUUUCUUUAUUUUUCACUAAACAGACAAUUGAAAUACAUGGUACAAAAAUAAGUGGUAAGAUUAUUGUAAAAUGAAAAAUGGACAGAAUAAAUAUUCAAUUUAAUUUUCCAUCUAUGAGAAUUUCACAAUAAAAUCAUAGUUUACUUUGUA
Chionomys nivalis (European snow vole) is the source of this 2902-nucleotide messenger RNA. RefSeq names its product RAB1A, member RAS oncogene family (gene Rab1a). Gene Ontology annotation, molecular function: GTPase activity; GTP binding. The transcript is spliced from 6 exons. The record is from RefSeq and is a predicted model, not a curated record. NCBI's taxonomy places the organism in Eukaryota, Metazoa, Chordata, Mammalia, Rodentia, Cricetidae. The coding region runs from base 216 to 833 and encodes 205 amino acids.